AUGGAGGAAUGUGGGUCCCCUUUUUGGCCUUUCUCGGCGCUUCCUCGCAAGGGAGCAGUCGUCGGGCAAAAAUCAAGUGAAACUCCCGGGGGUUUGAACGUGGCCCGAGGAGCGCCCACCACAGAGUCACACAUGAAUGUGAUCCCUCUGCUGAACCGCGAGCGGAACGGCAGGAGGAGCUGCCCGCUAGGCGAGCCCGAGAGCUGUCCGCCCGGAAAAAUGUCGGAGGAACUGCCGUCAGGGCGGCCGGAGGAGCCCCCCGCCCGGGAAAAUGCGAGGACCACCUGCCCCGGAGCGCGAAGAGCCGCCCGCCAGGGCGUGCGAGGAGCAAAAGGUGGGUUGGGAUAUGCAUUUAACACCAGUUUGGGGGGGGAUGCCCGCCCAAAAGGAUUUGGGGCAUUUGGGCUGCCCGGGGAGCUGCCUGCCAGAAAGUGUAGGGGGAGCUGCUGCCCGGGGGCAUGCCCGGGGGAGUGCUGCCGAGGAAUGCCCCAGGAGUGCCUGCCGAGAAAAGCCAGAGGAGUGCCCGCCCAGGGCAUGAGAGGAAAUGCCUGCCGAAGACAGCGGAGGGCGCCUGCCGAGGGGAAGCCGGGGAAGCUGUCGGGAGUAGAGGGAGUUGGAUUCAAACCAGCCUACGGAAAACAGAAAGGCUUCCCCAGUGGAUUCUCAGUAACAAACCACAUCCUGCGCUCACUCAAAUAA
Molecule: messenger RNA, 699 nt
Organism: Penaeus monodon (black tiger shrimp)
Lineage: Eukaryota; Metazoa; Arthropoda; Malacostraca; Decapoda; Penaeidae
Exons: 3
Coding region: 1-699 (232 amino acids)
Source: RefSeq, a predicted model, not a curated record